UGGGCACAGGAAGACGGGAGCUGGGCAAACCAAAGGAAGAACAAAAAACGGGGGCAUCUAUGCAUUAAAAAGAAAGCCUGGCAGAGUGGAGUGGGAGUAGAAGACUAGAACUCUAGAAGGAAGGGGAGAGGCAAGACCACGAGAGACCACGAAAGUGAGAGGGUGGUACACUGGGGUUUGGGGGAGAGAGAGAUGGAGUGAGGAACAGAGUAAGGGAGAGAUCGAGGGAGGGCGGGAGGGCAGGGAGAGAUCGAGGGAGGGAGACUCGGUUGGCCUCCGCAGACAAGCUCGCUGCUCAUCUUCUCUGCUUGUCCGGCUAUCCGAAGUUCCUGAAAGGAAAUCUCUUUCAUCUAGGUAUUAUCUGCGGUGCUCGAGUUGAUUGCUUGUCCAGACUUAACCUAGCAUUGGGCUGAUAACAGGUGGGGGGCCAUGGCAUCCUACUUCUGUUUUAGGAAACCAAUGCGACCUAUUCCCAGUUUUGCUAUACCACAAUAUCAGAUACCACGAUAUCAGAUAUCAUGUCAAGAUAUGCUUUGCCUGGUUCUGCGUCCAGAAGGCGAAGUGGUUGUCAUAGAGGGCAUUGGUGGCUCGGGAAAGACAUGGGCGGCAAAAGCUGCAUUUGAAACAUCAAAGAACUCAAAUCGCUUUGAAGACUAUAUCUGGGUUUCAUUGUCUAGAAGUUGUAGUCUGAGGCGGUGCAUCGAGAAGAUAGCGACAUGUCUUUCAAUUGAAAUUGGAGAGGAAUUGUUAUCAUCAAGAAUUGCGGUCAUGAUCAAGGAGCAUCUCGCAAGACGGAAGUUCUUGUUGGUUCUCGAUAAUGCUUAUUUUGUCGAGGAAAACAUCUUAUCGCACUUGGGGAUUCCUCAUCCUCGAGAGCAGGGUUUUGGCUCAAAGGUCAUUGUGACCACAAGAACUGCGAGGGCACUGUCAGUCAUGGAGCCAGCUACAGUUAUACUGCCACAACCUCUCACCUAUGAGGCCUCACAUGACCUACUGCGCGAGAAGCUUGGCAAAGAUAUUGAUCUAGAAUUAAUUGACAACUGCUUUGGCAUGCCAUUGUCAAUUAUCUUACUGGCCGGAGCACUGUGUGAUGCGCCUACACAUGAGGAAUUCCACAAGUUAAUUAGUGCAGCUCAUGUGGCUCAAGGACCUAAGGUGUCAGUGUUCAACACAAUGACUCGCCUUGUAAAUUUUGGUUACCGUCAGCUUCCUAGUGAUACUGCUAGGCACUGCUUCCUAUACUGCUUGCUCUUCCCUGACGAUGAAGCAAUUUCUGUCAAAGACUUGAUCUUUUUCUGGAAGCUAGACAGUAUGAUUCAAGAAGCUCAAGAUUUCCAUGAGGCUGACUGUGUCGGUAAGGAAAUUAUUCAUGUGCUUGUAAAGCAUGGUUUAAUUCAUUUCGAGGAUAAUGAUCAUAUCCGCAUGCAUGAUGUAAUUAGAGAGACGGUAUCACAACUUGGACGGGACAAUGGCUAUGUGGAACAGCCUGAAAGGUACUUUGACAAUGAAGUUCGAUUUGAGUAUCUUGCCAAGUUGGGCGGAAGAAUUUCCUUGAUGAACACAAUAAAGAAAGAACUUCGAUUUGAGUGCAUUGCCAAGUUGGGCAGAAGAAUUUCCUUGAUGAACACAAUAAAGGAAGAACUUUAUCCAAGUCCUGAGUGCUUUUCUACUUCGACACUACUUUUAAGAGGAAACCGCCAUAUGAGAACUAUAUCGGAAGAAAUUUUUUCGCGUCUGGGAAUGCUUAGAGUGCUGGACCUGUCGUUUACUGGAAUCGCAAUCCUACCCCGAUCUAUUUCUUAUUUGUUUUAUCUCCGGUUGCUGCUACUAGUUGGAUGUGGACACUUGGAGAAAAUUCAGCACAUAGGCUCGCUGGAGAUGCUUGAGGUACUUAAUGCAUCAGGCUGUGGCUCUCUUAAAAGGGUAGAAUGUGGAUCAUUUGACCAUAUGAGGUUGCUCAAGAUCCUUGACCUUUCCAGGACUUCUAUUGAACACUUGCCAUCUCUAGCUGCCUCCAUGGAGCUUCACCAACUGUUACUACAAGAUUGCCCAUAUCUCGAGUCUGAGCAAACUACAGAAACAAAUGCCAAGUUCUGUGUUACAAAUUUUAUCAAGUUCCCUUAUGGAGUUUCAAAAUCAGGUGCAGUAAGGAACCUACAGCUAGGGGCAAGCAAAGACCUGGUGGAUUGGAUGGCCAUGCUUUGGUUACCUUCUGGACUGACUUUUGAGUUGUCUGACAGAUUUGGCACGAUGGUCUCUCAAGAUGUUAACCAGAACAACAAAACAUACAUUCACGCAAGUCACCCCAACUUUGUUCAGUCUCUGGAUAAAGAUUCUCCACUAUGGUUAAACUGCCUUCGUAAGUUUCACAUAGUUAUGUCCCCUUUAAAGUAUGAUGAUCAAACCCUGGAUAAUGUCCUCGGAACUGUGAGGACAAAGUUCUCUUCCGUCGACACGCAUUCCGGUGAUUUUGAUAGGUUUCUGGAGAUAAACUGUGUCAACAUGCCUAAUGGUAUCGAGGGUAUUCUUAGUCAUGCUGAGUUGAUAUCACUAAAGGGAGUAACAGCAACAGAUCAAGUAUUGAAUCUGAAUACUGGAAGACUGACAGCAGCACGAGAACUUUGGAUAGAAAACUGUCACCAACUUGAGAAUCUUUUCUUACUGGAAGAAGUACAUGGAUCACACGAACUGGGCACAUUGCAGAAUAUAUGGAUCUCCAACAUGGACAAUUUAGGAUACUUCUGCCUAGAGAUGAAAGAUUUGACUAGUUUCAGUUAUCUGAAGCAUGUGCUCCUUGAUUGCUGCCCAAAGCUCAACUUCCUCUUUCCUUCAUCACUACGCAUGCCAAAUCUCUGUAGUCUACAUAUAAGGUUCUGUGAUAGCUUGGAGAGGGUGUUUGACGAAUCGGUAGUUGCAGAAUAUGCUCUUCCAGGGUUACAGUCACUGCAACUGUGGGAGCUUCCUGAGCUUAGCUGCAUCUGUGGAGGGGUAUUGCCAUCUCUCAAGGACUUGAAGGUGAGAGGUUGUGCAAAACUGAAGAAAAUUCCCAUUGGCGUGACUGAAAAUAACCCAUUUUUCACAAAAGUAAUAGGGGAAAUGCAGUGGUGGAAUAAUUUGGUAUGGGACGACGAAGAUAUCAAGCGUUGGAUGCUGUUUAGAAACUGGGGGCCCCUGGUACCACAUUUUGCAACUGAAGGAUGAACUUCAUGCUAUUUUAACUGUUUCUCAAAUCGGCAUUUUACUUUUGUUAGCCAGCGCAGUAUGGAUUCAGCAUUUGAUCAAUUUGGAUGCCAAAUUGCCUGUGUACUGUUGUACCUGAAGCCUAUGACGACGCAAAGCAUUUUGAGUUAAUUCCUGUAAACAAUCAAAACCUAGGGAUUGCCAUCCUAAAUAAGUGACGAUAAUAUACUGCAACUCCGUCUUCCUGAGGGUUGGAUCACGGGGGCUCCGUGAGAUUGUUCCAAAAA
This is a messenger RNA of Brachypodium distachyon (stiff brome), 3467 nucleotides long. Its product is annotated as disease resistance protein At4g27190. The coding region runs from base 430 to 3201 and encodes 923 amino acids. Gene Ontology annotation, molecular function: ADP binding. The transcript is spliced from 2 exons. The record is from RefSeq and is a predicted model, not a curated record. Lineage: Eukaryota; Viridiplantae; Streptophyta; Magnoliopsida; Poales; Poaceae.